AUGAAAAGUGUUUGUCUGUGUUUCUCUGUUUUUCUGCAGCAACAGAAGAAUCUGGAGGGAUAUGUGGGCUUUGCGAGCCUCCCCAACCAAGUUUACAGAAAGUCCGUAAAGCGCGGCUUCGAGUUCACGCUAAUGGUUGUGGGUGAAUCGGGUUUGGGCAAGUCCACGCUGAUUAAUUCCCUCUUCCUCACGGACCUGUACUCCUCAGAAUACCCAGGACCUUCACAUAGAGUCAAGAAGACUGUUCAGGUAGAACAAUCCAAAGUGUUGAUGAAGGAGGGCGGGGUUCAGCUGCUGCUCACGACGGUGGACACUCCAGGGUUUGGAGAUGCUGUAGACAACAGUAACUGCUGGCAGCCGGUCACCGAUCACAUCGACAGUAAGUUUGAGGAUUACCUGAACGCAGAGUCUCGUGUCAACAGGAGGCAGAUGCCGGACAGCCGAAUCCACUGCUGCCUGUACUUCAUUGCACCCUCAGGCCACGGGCUGAAACCUCUGGACAUUGAGUUUAUGAAACGGUUGCAUGAGAAGGUGAAUAUCAUCCCCCUGAUUGCCAAAGCGGAUACCCUCACCCCAGAAGAGUGCCAACAGUUCAAGAAACAGAUCAUGCGGGAAAUCCAGGAACACAAAAUUAAGAUUUACGAGUUCCCAGAGACUGAUGACGAGGAGGACAACAAGCUUGUGAAAAAGAUCAAAGAUCGGCUGCCUCUGGCUGUAGUUGGCAGUAACACCAUAAUCGAGGUGAACGGGAAGAAGGCUAGAGGGAGGCAGUACCCGUGGGGGGUGGCAGAAGUUGAGAACGGAGACCACUGUGAUUUCACCAUUCUACGGAACAUGCUCAUCAGGACCCACAUGCAGGACCUGAAGGACGUAACAAACAACGUCCACUACGAGAACUACAGGAGCCGGAAACUAGCCGCCGUCACCUGCAACGGGAUGGACAACAACAAGACCAAAGGCCAGCUCACCAAAGUUGACUCAGUGGAAGGCAUGAGUCCUCUGGCUCAGAUGGAGGAGGAGAGGCGAGAGCACGUGGCUAAGAUGAAGAAGAUGGAGAUGGAGAUGGAGCAGGUCUUCGAGAUGAAAGUUAAAGAGAAGAUCCAGAAGCUGAGAGACUCUGAGGCUGAGCUGCAGCGACGUCACGAGCAGAUGAAGAAGAACCUGGAGGCUCAGCACAAGGAGCUGGAGGAGAGGAGACGCCAAUUCGAGGACGAGAGAGCCAACUGGGAGACUCAGCAGCGCCUCCUGGAGCAGCAGAAACUCGACGCAUCCAGGACUUUGGAGAAGAAUAAGAAGAAAGGGAAGAUAUUUUAAAACCUGUGCAGGAUGACCAUUUCCAUUGCCACUUUUACCCCAGACCAGUUUAUCUGUGUAGCCUCCGGCCGGUGCUGCACGCUGCGCUCGGUGUCGUCUGCUGCCGCUGCUGGAGGCCAACAGCUGGGUGUGGACUAAAGUCCGCCUUACCGUCGGCAAGCCAAACCCAAACCCUUAAAAAUCCCUGUACAUAGAAUCCCACCUCUAUCUAUCCUUAACCAUUUAACAGCAGGUGUCCACAUUUAUAUACGCCACUGUCCAACAGGUUCUUCAGUAGUUACUGACGCUGUUUCCUCCAAAUUCUGAGACGAUCUGAUCUAAAGACUGUACCUCUUUAUUUUACGUAUCAUUCAUAAACCUCAUUCCAGCAAAGCGGCAAAAAAACAGGCGAUAACAGCAGAUUAAUAAUCCCAAUAAAUCUUACAUGGGAGUGAUGAGCGAAUUUUCUUUUUUUUUUUUUUUUUGGUAUGUGUUUAUUGAAAGUGUUUCUAAACUAUAUGCUGUUUUGACCUGUCUAGUCACUUUCCUUGGACCACCUCAUAUAAGUUCAUUAAUAUUUCAGUUAGUUUAUUUUUUAUAUAUAUAUAUAUAUCUAUAUAUGUAUCCCGAGCCAGCUGAAAUAAUAUUUUUUCUAUGUUGUAGAAACUCGGCAGAGCAGUUUUGUAAAGGAAUGAAUUGACCGGUUCAGAUGUGUUCCUCAGACAUGUGCUGUGAUUCUGAAAGGUUGUAAACCCUUUUCAUGCAUAACCUCACUUGUUAUUGUAAACUGCGGUAAAAGCUCGAGUUCACAGCACGUUUACCCCCCUUUGGUUAUGUACUCCUCUGUAUUUUUGAUAUUUUAUUUUUCAUUUGUUAUUGUACAGUCACUUAAUAAACGUGUGAUAUGGA
Astyanax mexicanus (Mexican tetra) is the source of this 2202-nucleotide messenger RNA. RefSeq names its product septin 7b (gene septin7b). The record is from RefSeq and is a predicted model, not a curated record. NCBI's taxonomy places the organism in Eukaryota, Metazoa, Chordata, Actinopteri, Characiformes, Acestrorhamphidae. Gene Ontology annotation, cellular component: septin complex; microtubule cytoskeleton; cell division site. Gene Ontology annotation, molecular function: GTP binding; molecular adaptor activity; GTPase activity. The coding region runs from base 1 to 1314 and encodes 437 amino acids. The transcript has 13 exons. Gene Ontology annotation, biological process: cilium assembly; cytoskeleton-dependent cytokinesis.